AUUCUUAGUGCGAACGCAGGGUAACAUUUCAUUUUUGUUUAUUAUUGUCCACUUAUGGCAACAUUUAGGGCUAUCAGAAUCUGAAAUUUGUUUAUUUGGCUGGAAACUGAACUAAACAGUAAUUUAACGUUUCAAAUUCUUAAUAAAGGGAGUAAAAAUCUACAAGCAAAUACUGUGAUGUUGUUUCAAAGACACACAAAAUGUUGAUAAAACAAUUAAAAUCAAUGCUUUUAAUCACUUGAUUAUAAAGCUUUUCUAUAAGGUGAUUAAAUAUUAGUGUUAAAAUAGUUGGAAUUUUCUAAAUAAAUACGUUGACGACAAUAAUAUUAGUUUUAAUUUGAAAUAACAAAAUGGUUGUAUUCUCAAAAUAUAUUGAUCUGGCGGUGCAGAAAUACGACAAAAACGGUUUAUCGAAGACCGUAAUUAGCAAUGUAAUACUCGGUGCUGCAAUCUGUGCCUAUACUUUUAAGAUUACAUAUCCAUUAUUCGGCAAGCAGUAUUUAAAUAAGAAACCCAAUGAACACACCCAUAAAAAUAAUGAUUGCUCUUCAUUCACGGAAUUUAAUGAUGAAAUGCUAAACACGACCGAGGAUGAAGACUCCAAAUUGGCUGAAGCAGAAAAGUUGGUUAUAGCAAAAGAAUUGAAAAAACAGGCUUCACAUUUAGAGCCUGGCCUUAACAAAGAAUUCGUACUACAAUUAAGAAAGCUAAUCAAAAUUGUCAUACCAAAAUGUCUAUGUUACGAAAGUGGCCUACUAAUCGUGCAUACUUUGUGUUUAAUAUCUAGAACAUUCUUAUCAAUUUAUGUAGCUGCUUUGGAAGGUGCUAUAGUCAAGUUUAUAGUACGAAAAGAUGUGAAGCAGUUUGCUAUAGUGCUUUUGAAAUGGUUUGGUAUAGCUAUACCCGCUACAUUCAUAAACUCAAUGAUACGAUUUCUGGAGAGCAAGCUUUCAUUGGCAUUCAGGACUCGUUUGGUGCGACACUCAUACCGUUUAUACUUCAAAAACCAAAAUUAUUAUCGGGUCUCCAAUUUGGAUGGACGAAUAGAAAACGCCGACCAUAGAUUGACAGAGGACAUAGCAAUAUUCGCAACCUCAGUAGCACAUCUGUAUAGCAGCGUUACAAAACCAUGCUUCGACUUGAUGCUGAUUGGUCUCGCUUUGAUGCGUUCCUCCAAAAAAAUGAAUGCCAACAUUAUCUCAGGCCCUACAUUAGCCAUUGCAGUUAUAUCAUUAACGGCACACAUAAUCCGAGUUGUCUCACCGAAAUUUGGACAGCUUGUGGCAGAAGAGGCUAAUCGUUAUGGCUACUUACGUCACAUACAUUCUCGCAUUAUAACAAAUUCUGAAGAAAUCGCUUUUUAUGGUGGACACAAGGUGGAAUUACAGCAAUUACGCCAAGCGUAUAACCGUUUGGUUAGUCAAAUGAACAACAUUUUCACACAAAAACUGUGGUUUGUUAUGCUCGAGCAGUUCUUCAUGAAAUAUGUGUGGUCUGGUACGGGUAUGAUAAUGGUUUCAUUGCCGAUUUUGACGUCUGGUGUAGGUUCAGCCAAAACAGACGCCAACGAUGCGGGCAUUAAAUUGAACUCAAGCGUUAGUGAGCGUACACAAUAUUUAACUACAGCACGGAAUUUACUCAUAUCUGCGGCCGAUGCUAUCGAGCGGUUAAUGUCAUCAUAUAAAGAGAUUGUCGCAUUGGCUGGCUAUACUUAUCGUGUUGCUGGUAUGUUGCAGGUAUUUGAAGAGACUGCUCAAGGUAUCUACCACAAGAAUACAGUUAUGGAAAACACUGAGAUGAAUGGCAUCAUUGAGUUCAAAGAUGGCAAACCAAUUGCCAAGGGCCGCAUAAUCUACACAGAUACACCAAAUGACAUGACCAUCACAUUACGGUCUGUACCUGUGGUAACGCCUAAUUGUGAUAUUGUCGUACCAAGUCUGACGCUUUGUAUUGAGCAAGGCAUGCAUCUGCUUAUUACCGGACCCAAUGGCUGUGGUAAAUCAAGCUUAUUCCGAAUAUUAAGUGGGUUAUGGCCAAUUUAUGCUGGUGAAUUGUAUAUACCACGUCCUAUAGAGGAUAAACCGUGUAUGUUUUACAUUCCCCAACGUCCGUAUAUGUCUACGGGCAGUCUUUGCGAUCAGAUUAUUUACCCAGACAGUAGAGAAGAUAUGCUACGCAAAGGUUUCACAGAGAAUGAGCUCCGUGGCAUCUUGAAGAUGGUCUGCUUAGAACAUAUAGCACAACGAGAUAGUUUUAAUGCUGUGCGAGAUUGGAAAGAUAUACUCUCUGGUGGAGAAAAACAACGCAUGGCCAUAGCAAGGCUUUUCUAUCACAGACCAAAAUAUGCGUUACUGGACGAAUGUACGAGCGCUGUUUCUAUCGAUGUGGAGAGCACAAUAUAUGAGAUUGCCAAAAGCAUGGGCAUCACAUUAUUAACGAUAACACACCGGCCCACCCUAUGGAAAUUCCAUACACACAUUUUGGAAUUCGAUGGUCAAGGUGAUUGGACUUUCCGCCAAAUGGAAGCCAACGAACAACAGAAACCUUUCGACAAUUUACAAUAAUUCUGCAGAAAUCUGCGCAAAAGUAAUUAUUUAUGUAUUUUUUCCUGUAUCUGAUUUUUUCACUAAUAUUUCUUUGAAAUAAAGUUGUAAAUAUGGCGUAAAAUAUUUUUGCACUGUCGCCGGAAAAU
Molecule: messenger RNA, 2692 nt
Organism: Zeugodacus cucurbitae (melon fly)
Lineage: Eukaryota; Metazoa; Arthropoda; Insecta; Diptera; Tephritidae
Gene: ABCD
Product: ATP-binding cassette sub-family D member 1
Exons: 9
Coding region: 351-2564 (737 amino acids)
Biological process (GO): very long-chain fatty acid catabolic process; long-chain fatty acid import into peroxisome; peroxisome organization
Cellular component (GO): peroxisomal membrane
Molecular function (GO): long-chain fatty acid transmembrane transporter activity; ABC-type transporter activity; ATP hydrolysis activity
Source: RefSeq, a predicted model, not a curated record